This is a messenger RNA of Rubroshorea leprosula, 918 nucleotides long. NCBI's taxonomy places the organism in Eukaryota, Viridiplantae, Streptophyta, Magnoliopsida, Malvales, Dipterocarpaceae. The record is from the annotation of a GenBank genome assembly.
AGGAAAACGAUCUUCUUGUUUAAUCAACCAAAAAGAUUAAGAAUUCGCAGGAUAUAUCAGAAUCUACCGCCGAGGAGGUCAUGGCUGAUGCCAAUGCUCAGAAUCUAUCCUAUAAGGAUAAACUUCUACUCAAUGGCAUGGAGGAUAAUGUUGAUGAAAAUCUCUCCUUGAUGCUAUGCUGGACUACCUUGAUGAGGAAUCUGAUAUCAAUGAUGAUCCAGAGGACCCUACUCCGAUUGUUCUCUUCUCUAGAGAAGACAAGCACCAGAUGCGUGAACCAUGGAAGAAACCUCUGAUUAUUAAGACUUUUGGCAAAGCAGUGGGAUAUAAUUUCCUAUAUGCUAGCAUCAAAGCUCAAUGGAAACCAGUAGGUAAGUGGGAUUGCAUUGAUUUGGGCCAUGACUUUUUUCUUGUUUGUUUUCAGGUACAGGAGGAUCUUGACAAAGUGAUUAAUGGGGGACCAUGGUUUGUGGGGGCUUACUACCUCACGAUCAAGCCAUGGGAACCAAACUUCCAACCUGAGGAUGCCACAUUCUCUCACACGGUGGUUUGGGCACAACUCCUUGCACUACCAUCAGAAUACUAUGACACUUGUUCGCUACACAGAAUUGGUAACACUGUGGGGACUCUCCUAAGGGUAGAUGCCCACACCGCUCACCACACUAGGGGACACCGUAAAUCAGAAUGCCCAUUUAAUGGCCCCCCAUUUACUGGAGUUUCUGACAUGAAUGUUGGAAUCAAGGAUCCUCACAGUAUUAUUGAAGCGUCAGGUUCUGGUGGUUUGAAUAGCAACACCUCGACAGAGCCCAAUUUAAGGACCUCCAUUAUGGCUACUUCAAGUGUUCAACAGAGUUCUUCCUCCACCAAUCAUACUACUACCUUGCCACAAGGUUGACCUAAUCAACUUGAUGAAUGUGG